Blastomyces gilchristii SLH14081 is the source of this 1298-nucleotide messenger RNA. RefSeq lists its product as uncharacterized. Lineage: Eukaryota; Fungi; Ascomycota; Eurotiomycetes; Onygenales; Ajellomycetaceae. The coding region runs from base 18 to 344 and encodes 108 amino acids. The record is from RefSeq and is a predicted model, not a curated record. The transcript is spliced from 2 exons.
CUCUCCUUGCCUGUGAAAUGGGGGGCAGCAACAUCCCCUCAGCCAGUGCACACGAGUUUUCUGGAUUGGGGAGCGACAUAGCUAUGAACCAGGUCCUGAGAAAAGAGCUCCACGGUGUAAUCAACCGUGAUGGUGUUCUCUUCAUGAACAUGAGGGAUGCGCGAAAAUAUCAGCAACAGGUCUCACUCAAUAAUAUUCUAUGUUUAUUACCCCAGCCGCAGCUGUCUGCCGGAAGGCUUCGGAAACGCCUUGCACACAAGAUCGGCCCUCGUCCCACCGUCCACGGUCAAAUGGGCAUGGCAUGCGAAGAGUCGAGAGUUCUUUCUUUGCGGGGCAAGAAUUAAUUUGUUUCAGGGCAGAUGAUACCUUAUAAAAUAGCUACCCCACAUUCCUGGGAUCGAGUAGUAGAAGUAACUAUGUCAGUUAUACAACCUUAGGGUACUAUAGCCGCUCGGUCGAAACCAUCCGUGGUCCAUGGAAGCCCUACGAUUUGGGUUUGAAGAACCGUUACGUUGCUUAACAUGGCCGCCCUUUCAAACACAUGGCAUCGGGCCGAAGAUGAACCUAGGAUACGUGUUCGGUGCCCUGGAGCGCAGCAAGAGAGGCUCGGCACCGAUUAUCAGAUUGGAUUUUGACUUUCAUCAUGAACCAGCAAGCAUGGCUUGUGGUAGGUAACUAGUUAAAUGAUGGGGUGUCGUUCAAAUUGCUUAUCAAUAUCUAAUCUACAUACAUAGGUACCCGAGAGAGGUUAACUUACCAGUCAUUGUACAGCACCGCAAAAUGCUGCGUGAUUUUUUUUUUUUUUUUUUUUUUUUUUUUUUUUUUUUUCGUCAAGGUUUGGCUGUACGAAAAGCGGCCAAUUGGGACACAUUCAUCUAGACUUUGAUGAAACAGUUUUGUAUGCUAUCGUAUAUCUUUCUUUCUUUUCUUUGAGCAAUCCCUUAAGGGCUACCCUACCCAUGUCCCGAAUGCUCAAAUACGCGUUAAGAGUUAUUGGCCUGCCUAAACUUACAUCUAGAUGUAAGUAAACUUUGUUGACGCAAGCAACUACAAAGACACGCCCGGCAAUCGGCAAAUAGCCUCAGCGUGAUUUGCCACGGACGCUGUAUCGAUAGUUGAUAGCAUCGGAGGAAAUUCCGGGUAAGUGAAACAAUAUUGCUUUGAGAUGCGGAGUGACGACGCAAUGCCUGCCACAUGUCGAUGCACCUAAAGUUCGAGCUAUCUGAUCUCGGGAAGGGCGGGUUAUCCUCGCUUCCCCACAACGGAUGUUACGUGACCUCUCCCUCCUCGAAUAAAAG